This is a messenger RNA of Colossoma macropomum (tambaqui), 4369 nucleotides long. RefSeq names its product myelin associated glycoprotein (gene mag). The coding region runs from base 140 to 2098 and encodes 652 amino acids. NCBI's taxonomy places the organism in Eukaryota, Metazoa, Chordata, Actinopteri, Characiformes, Serrasalmidae. The record is from RefSeq and is a predicted model, not a curated record. The transcript is spliced from 11 exons.
AGAGCGGUCAUAAAGGCAGCUGAGCUGAACUAUAGUGAGAGAGUACCACAGUGAGCGCACGAGAGAGGGAAUAAAGUCAGUGCCUGUCUGACUCUCAACCAGCAGUUCAAGGUUAAUGGUCCUACAAUAAACUAAGAUCAUGAAGUGCUUGGAACUGCUGCUGCUGCCCUUACUGCUGCUUGUAAGAGAUAUAAGUACUCAGUGGACUGUAUGGAUGCCCAGGGAUAUUUCAGCCAUGACUAACUCUUGUGUGGUGAUUCCAUGCACGUUCACAUACCCCUCUGGUGUCAGGCCUUACCGAGGCACCCAUGGUAUCUGGUACUUUGGCCAGCCAUACCCACAACUCUUCCCUCCAGUGGUUUAUAAGUCUCGCACGGAAAUUGUGCAUGAAAGCUACAAAGGGCGGACCAAGCUCCUGGGUGACUUAUCGCAGAAAAACUGCACAUUGCAGAUCAACAAUGUUGGAACUGAACAUUCAGGGAGGUACUACUUCAGAGCAGAUCUAGGAGGAGCAAACAUCUACACCUACCCAGAUUUCACUGAGCUCAAAGUCUUGGAUCAGCCCAACAUUGACGUGCCAGCAGAGAUCAUCAGUGAUAUGAGCUUGGACUUGACAUGCUAUGCGCCGGACAACUGCCCAGACAUGAUCCCAGAGAUCCACUGGAUGUACACAGACUACCUGCCUGAGCCUCUCUUCACCUCAGACUAUGUGGAGGACAGCAACACUGCAGUGCUGGCCAGCACGCUCACCUUCACGCCAAGACCUAUUCAUAAUGGCCAGCUGCUGGGCUGCAGGGUUCACUACCCCAACACAAGCUUUGUCUACGAGCGCCUCAUCUCUCUGGACAUCAAGUAUCCCCCUCGCACAGUGUGGGUGAACGUAUCCCAGGAGGUCAUGGAGGGAAGUUCGGUUAUACUGCACUGCGAUGUGGACAGCAACCCUGUGCCACGGAUUUCCUGGCUUUUUGGAGAUGAAGAGUUGAUGUCAGACACCGCCUCAAAUGCUUCGCUUUAUCUGGAGUCUCUGACUCCUGAGAAGGAGGGCGUAUACACCUGUGUUGGGGACAAUGGCUAUGGAAUCAUGAACACCUCAAUGUAUCUGGCUGUAAAGUAUCCCCCGAGGGAGCCAUGGGUGAAUGGUUCUCUGACGGUGCAGGAGGGCUCCUCUCUAGCUCUCCACUGCACCACUCAGGGCAGUCCUGCACCCACACUUACCUGGCUAAAGGAUGGGGAGUUGGUGGGAACUAUAACAGCUGAUGAGGUGUCCAUACUGGAACUGCUGGAGAUCACGCCGCAGGUCGAUGGCACUUACCGCUGCCUGGCCGAGAACGAACAUGGCCGUGCCAGCAGCUCUGUAAACGUCACUGUGGAGUUUGCCCCCAUUCUACUGGAAGAUUCCAAGUGCACUAUAGUACGAGAGGGAGUACAGUGUGUCUGCAUGGCAUCAGGGAACCCUGAGCCCUCCAUUGAGUUCUACCUGCCUGACCUCAACAUCACCAUUAAUGAGACAAAUGGCCGAUUUAACUACUACACACAUUCAGAUGGCUACACGUCGACUGGCAUGAUCAAACUGCGGGAAAAGGGGGAAAGGGGGAACAAUGGUGGCACAGCUGUUCAUGUGCACUGUAGCAUCAGCAACAUAUAUGGCAAUAAGACUAUCCGGCUAGAGCUGCAGCAAGAGAAAAAGUACAUGAUGGCUGUGAUAGUGGGAACCAUUGGAGGAGUGGCAGUCAUCGCUUUUAUCAUUGCAGCUGUAAGAUACGUGGGCCAAAACAACAAAAAAGAGAAUGGCAACCCUGGGCAGGACGUGGGAUCUAAAGUGGAGAAUCCCUCCAUGUUCUACAGCGCAGUCAAGAAGGACAAACAAAGUCUCAGGAAAAAAGUGCUUAAGACUGAGCUGCUGGGCUCUAAGUUUAAUUCCAUCCUAGAGGAGAGCACGGGAGACGACGGUGAUUACCAGUCUGUUGGCUCGAUGGCAGGCCUGGAGAGGCAAGAGCUGAACUACGCAGCCCUGGAAUUCGUACGAGGGCGCCCUCGCGAGGGAGGUUUAAGGAGGGGGGAUGACGGCAGUGACUACACAGAGAUCAAAGCCAAAUGAAUCGCGAUCCUUCCCUGAAGCCUCGACCAAAAGGGAUAUAGUGGCCACUAGGGCCAUGUCAAUUCCUCCUCCCAAUUUGUUUGCAAAUCAGCCUUUUCCCUCCCCUUUUACUUACUCCAAAUUUACCAUAGCCAUAAUUCCUUUGGCUGGAGCUGCCUGUAGCAAUGUCCUAUUCAUCAGAUUUCCUCCUUUUUUGUUUUGACAUGUUUUCUGCUUCAGCCCUUAGCUGCAACCAUAUAAGAUUUUCAGCGGUAGACCCCAUUGUGAAAGUUACAUAUUAAGGUUUUUUGGAAGUGCAUUAUAUUGAAAACUCAAGGGACAAGCAUGCUGAUUGGUUGCAGCCCAGGGCCCACAUUCAUAAAGCUUCUCAGAGUAGGAGUGCUGAUAUAGGAUCUGUUCCUGACUGUAAAGACAUAGUAACUAAAAGAGGAAUCUGAUCCUAGAUCAGUGCUUCUAGUCUGAGAAGGCCCAGAUCUACACUCCUAAAAAAAUGGUGCCAGAAAGGGUUCUUUGGAGUGAUGCCAUAGAAGAACCACUUUUGGUUCCGUAAAGAAUCUUUCAAGUGAUGGCUAUUUAAAGAACCUUUUUUUUUGGAAAUGAGAUGUUUAAGUGUGAAGAACCUCCACAUAAUGUAAACGUUCUAACCAUAUGACCAAGCCAAGAACUAUUUAGGAACCUUUAUUUUUAAGGGUGUUUUCCACUGGUGGUUCAACACUGUGUCCUCAGCAAGCCGAAGCGUCAGGGAACGAGACAGUAUAUCUCAAUGUUCUAGCACUACCCCCAACUGGGGGUUUGCAGACAGAAUGUUUUUGCUAAUCCAGAGGGUUUCUCCUCCACUUCCUAAGUGUACCAGAUUAUACACUUAAUGCAAUACGCAUUGAGUGGUUCUCUGACAUUGUGCCCUAAAGUGAUUGUUUAAGUGUCUUUGGGUUUCCACUGCAGAUAUUAACUGAUAACGAAAUUGUUUCCCCAUGUGAGCAACUGAGCAGGAACCAAUUUCUUGGAAGAUGGUUAGCAGAACAGCUGUCAAAGUUUUGGGUUGUUUUAUUCUUUACCAUUUCACAGUGGAACAGAAGCUUCUUUAGUUCGCUUAUGACAAAAUGACACAUGACAUGCGCUCUUAGAAAAGGUCCUUAGAAAAGAUGGUGGGCCCUUUGAGGGAAAAUGUUCGACUGCUUGAAGUACGAUUUCAAAAAAGCGAGGUAGUCAUAGGCUCAAGGACCUUUCUAAGACUGUAAAUGUAAGACAAAUGGCAGAAAAAACUAACACUUUGAGUGAAGUGGACUGUUACGGCCCUUCUUUUGCCGACAUAUCAUUACGUGUUGUCCUACGUUCAUAUGCUGAACAGACUCAGCCCUCAACUUUUCACAGUUCUGAAAAAAAUAACAUUGACAGAAAGUUAUAAGAACUUUACAUUCUAUGACUGGAUAUGGAAGUAACAAAAUAUAGGUCAAACCAACCAGUAUAGCAGAAUGCAAUUCAACAGGUCGAAGUAGAUAUCUGAAGCAAAGAGUCAUAUGAGAACCAUUAAAUAAACACACAUUGCUAGACAAAAAAAAGAAGCAUCAUGCAGAAAAGUAUCACUUUACCCAAUGGUGCUUUCAGUAAAUGUAUAUUUAUUAUUCUUAAAAACUCUAUUGAGGUUGUAUCAGAUUAAUUAGAAUAAGUUAUAUUGAUGUACAAUGUAUGUACAUAUCUCAAAUCUCAAAACUCAUACAACUUGAUAUUACUAACACUGUAACACAUAGAAUGACUUACCUUACAUUCAUAUUCAUUAAAGGCACCUUGGUUGGUAACGGGAUACUGUAAAGUGUAAAUAUGUAUCUGCUUUUUGUUGUGAAUCCUUGAAAACACAUUAAAGACGAUAUACUUGCUCAAUGUUUUUCAGGAUUUCCAGCACAAAAUGACAUUAAAUAUGCAAUUAGUAACAAUGAUUGUCCUUAUUUAAGAACACAAACAAAUGCUUCACAAUAUUUUAUUUAUUUGUAAACAUAAACGUUACAAGACAGUUUUGUUAGUGCAGUCUAAUUUUUCCUCUUGUUGUAUUGACAUUUGUAAGCAUCUGACUGUGUGACGAUGAUAACGUUGAAAAUAUUUUUUUCUUUAUUUACGUAAUAAUUCAGACAGGAACUCUGCAAUCUUUGUAUGAAAAAAAGCAUUGUUCAGAGCUAAUCAUGUAUUUGAUGUUUUGCUUGUUAUCUUUUUGUUAAAAAACCUUUUCAUCCUCAAUGCCAUCUUCCUUAAAGCAAAAAAAUAAAGUGAAAUGAGAAG